AUUUAUCUGCUCACUAACCUAGCUAUUUUUAUAUCAGUAGCAAGUGCAACAAAAAAUACUUGAAAAUGGCUGAUGAAAAUCCUCAGAAUAAAAUUCUUGUUAUAACAUGGAAGAUCAGGCUCGCACUUUUUGCUUUCUGCUAUGGCUGUGAGAUCAGUCGUCGCUCCAAUGGUACUAUCAACCGCUUUAUUGUGACAUUCUUUGAUCACAAAUCAUUUCCGUCCAAGAAACCGUUCAACGGCGUCACGACGACCGAUAUUACCAUUGAUAAAGCUCGCAAACAUCUCUGGUUUCGUCUCUAUAAUCCUACGCCCACCGGAGAUAGUAAACUGCCGGUUAUUUUCUACUUUCACGGCGGUGGCUUUGGCUUUUGCGCACCCCACUCAAGACCUUAUAAUAACUUCUGUUACCAACUUGCUAGCAAACUGUCCGCCAUUGUCAUCUCUGUCAACUACCGCCUUGCUCCGGAGCAUCGUUAUCCAUCUCCAUACGACGACGGUUUCGAUACGCUAAAGUUCAUCGAUGAAACAACGUCGAUCCUAGGGUUUCCGAGUCACGCAAAUCUGAAACACUGCUUUCUUGCCGGAGAUAGUGCAGGAGGCAAUAUAGUUCAUCAUAUUAUGGUAAAAGCCAGUCAACACAAGUUUCGCAACCUAAACUUGAUCGGAGCAAUGCUAAUCCAGCCGUUUUUCGGCGGAGAAGAGCGAACUGAGUCGGAGUUAACGCUCGACAGAAAAGUUCCGUUUAUUAAUAUGGAGCGUACAGAUUGUGUGUGGAAGGCUUUCCUGCCGGAAGGUUCCGACAGGGACCAUCCUGCUGCGAAUGUGUUCGGGCCGAAUGCUGAUGAUAUUUCGGGAUUAAACUUUCCGGCAAGCAUUGUUUUUGUCGGAGGGUUUGAUCCGUUGAAAGACUGGCAAAAGAGGUAUUAUGAUGGAAUGAAGAGAUGCGGAAAAGAAGUGAAUUUGAUAGAGUAUUCUGAUACUUUUCAUUCAUUUUAUGUUUUUCCUGAGCUUGCUGUGUUUUCUUUGCUCAUCAAGGACAUGAAAGAUUUUACGCAAAAGCAAAUAGUUGCUGCAGAAAAAUGAGUUUUCUUGUAGAUUUGUUUAGUCUGUAAAUUUCCAUUCAACUGUAGUGUUAUAAAUUAUGUUAAGAUUAUGCAGUCUGAUUUUUAGAGAAGAACCGAAGUGAACUGACUUUUUUUAGUCGAACCGACUUAACCAACUGGUUCAAUAUUUAAAAUAUUGUCGUAUUUGUAACCAAAAUUUUUAAUAAAACUUUCUCCGCUAGGGGGCGAUUAUUCGCCU
This is a messenger RNA of Mercurialis annua (annual mercury), 1304 nucleotides long. RefSeq names its product probable carboxylesterase 18. Gene Ontology annotation, molecular function: carboxylic ester hydrolase activity. The record is from RefSeq and is a predicted model, not a curated record. The transcript has a single exon. Gene Ontology annotation, biological process: pollen tube growth. NCBI's taxonomy places the organism in Eukaryota, Viridiplantae, Streptophyta, Magnoliopsida, Malpighiales, Euphorbiaceae. Bases 66 to 1085 code for a protein of 339 amino acids.